AUGAAGUUCCCAAAGACAAAGGAAGAGGAGCCAACAGCUCCUGAGCAAAUAAUCAUCAGGAAGAGAUCCAAAGUUCCUGGUGUGAUGAUCACUCAGACUGUCAAGGAAGUUCCUCAAGGUAAAAGCCACCCAGAUUUCACACGCAAACCCAUCGCCCUGACUAUUCAAGAAGGAAAGAUUGCUGUUUUUAAAGCAAUCGUAACAGGGACUCCAACUCCAUCAGUAAGAUGGACUCGAAAUAAUGAUGACAUUUCUGACACAGAAAAAUACAUCGUUGUGUAUGAGCCAGUCACAGGAGAACACCAGCUACAGAUGCCUAAUGUAGCUGUAGACCAGGCAGGCACCUACAAAUGUUUGGCUGAAAACGAGUUUGGUCGUGCUAUUGUUACUGCAACAUUGAAUAUAAUUGAAGCUCAACGUGAACAAACAGCUGAUUUCAAAAAGAGCUUAAGAACUCGAGCUAAUCGCCCAAAAGAGGAGCGACAAGAUGGAGAGGUUGAUGAAAGGUUCUGGGAGCUACUGUUGAGUGCUGAUAAGAAAGACUACGAGCGUAUUUGUGCUGAAUAUGGAGUGACUGACUUCCGGUGGAUGUUGAAGAAAUUAAAUGAAAAGAAAAGAGAAAUAGAAGAACAGCAGGCACAGUACAUUGAAUAUCUGAGCAACUUGAGACAUAUUGACAUCAAAACCCCUGGGUGUGCACAGUUUGAAUUUGAAAUGGAUCUCAGGGAUCCCAAUGCCAAAAUCUUACUCUAUAAAGAUGGAGAACUGGUUGAAUUCAGUGCUGACACAAGUGAGAAGCACAGUCUGCGUCGAGUUGGCAGACGGUUCAUUUUCAGUGUCAGUGGUCUGUCUCCAGAUGAUGCCGGACUCUACCAAGUAGACGUUGAAGGAGUUAAUAUCUUUUCUACAGAUUUUAAACUUCCAAAUGUGGACUUCUUGGUAAAGAUUAGAGAGGUUACAGCAAUUGAAAGAGAGGAUGCAGUCUUUGAGUGUGUUCUGUCUGCACCAGUCCCAAAGAUCACAUGGAUGGGAAAGAGUGCUGCAUUGGCUCAAGGCCAGAAAUAUGACAUUACUGUGUCUGAAGAUAUGCUGAUCCAUAGAUUGGUGGUGAAAGACUGUAUGCUAGUGGAUAAGGGCAUAUAUGCCGCUGUGGUUGGAAUCAAAUCGUGCAACGCCUGGCUGAUAGUGGAAGCUGACAAUGACUCAGACAAGCGUGAAAAAAAAGUAGCACGCAAAACAACCCAGGCCGGAGGUAGUGGAACUGACUUGGAAAAGACUGCAACUGAGCAGCAAGCCAAGUUACAGAAGGAGAGGAAGGAGAGAAAAGCAAUGCUCAAACAAUGUCAGGUCGACCAGGCUGCACAGGCAAAAGAAAAUGACGCUGAGCCUCCUGUUGUGCUUCCACUCGAGACUCUUCUUAACCCUGUAGCACAACCUGCAGCUGAGCAAAUCCCACAAACCUCCCAGAAUAACAAAGUCAAGGCUAAAACCAAGCCUAAAGCUCAGCUCAACUCUGUCUCUAAAGGUAAGGUAGAAGAGCCAAAGGAGGAAGCAACAGAAGAGCCAAAGGAAGAAGUAAGAGAAGAGCCAAUGGAGGAAGUGACAGAAGAGCCAAAGGAGGCAGUGAGAGAAGAGCCAAAGGAGCAAAAAGGGGAGUUGGUAGAAGAGCAAAAGGAGUUAGAAGUAAAGAAAGUACCUCAAAAAGCAGUGAGUAAGCAUAAAGAAUGUGGACAAGUCAUGGAAUGUGAACAGCAUGAAGAGCCAAUAAGUGAAGAGCAAGCAGAGGAGAAGAAUAAGAGAGUCAGGUCAGGGCCAUUGAUCCCUGAUACUGUAAUUGACACAGGGGUUUACUUCACUAGUGGGCUGCAAGAUGUCAAAGCUAUUGUGGGCCAUUCAGCUGAGAUGGUGUGCAAGUUAAGCAACACAGACUAUGAUGGAGUGUGGUAUAAGGAUGGAAAGGAGAUAAAAUCUACAGAUGACCUGAUGACUGUCAGAGAUGGAGCAUUGCACAAACUGGUGAUUAAAAAUUGUACAGAGAAUGACAGUGGAAAGUAUCGCUUUGAGGCAGAUGGGCGUAAAACAGAGGCUCUGCUCAUUGUAGAAGACCCACCUAGGAUGAAUCAAGAUGACCUGACCAAGUUCUCACAACCUGUGAUCAUCAAGGUCGGCCAAAAUGCCACAUUCAAACUGAGCUUUGUGGGUCGAGAGCCAAUAAAAGUGCAGUGGUACCAUGAUGGUGAGGAGCUACUAGAAGAUUUUAACAUAAAGAUUGAAAAAUCCUUCAGCCAUAGCCGCCUACUUCUUACUAAGUGCCAGCGCAAAGACACAGGAGAGAUCAAGCUCAAGCUGAAGAAUGAAUUUGGGACUACUGAAGCUUUCUCCAAGCUCACUGUCUUAGAUAAACCUAGCAAUCCACUGGGUCCUGUAGAGUUAAUUGAAGCCUCAUCAUCAUGUGUGGAGUUCAAGUGGAGGCCUCCCAAAGAUGACGGAGGUUCGCCUGUGAUUUACUACAAUCUCGAAAGGCAACAGAUUGGGCGGAACACUUGGAAGAAAAUUGGAAAUACUGCUCCGGUGCCCCACUAUAAAGACACCGAUGUAGACCAUGGCAGGAAGUACUGCUACCGUAUAAGGGCAUUAACUGCAGAAGGCACCGGUGAUGUGUAUGAGACGGAUGACAUACAGGCUGGCACUAAAGCAUAUCCUGGUCCACCCUCCACACCAAAAGUUGUCAGCGCCUUUAAAGACUGCAUAAACCUGUCAUGGACCCCACCAACCAAAACAGGAGGAACUAACAUUGUGGGCUAUAACCUUGAGAAACGCAAAAAAGGCAGCAACCUGUGGAACCAAGUAAACCCUCUAGAGGAGCCAAUCAAAGCCAAACAGUAUGGAGUAAAAGAUGUUGUUGAAGGAACUGAGUAUGAAUUCCGUGCCAUAGCCAUCAACUUCUCUGGUGCAGGAGAACCAAGCUCUCCCUCUGACUUUGUGAAAGCCAGAGAUCCUAAAAAGCCUCCUGGUAAAGUUACUGAUCUGAAGGUGGCAGAUUCCACAUAUUCUACCUUGUCUUUGACUUGGACUAAACCAAAAGAGCAAACAGGGGUGCAAGAUGAAGCUAAAGGAUAUUUUGUAGAAUUAAGACCAGCAGAGAACACUGAAUGGACUAGCUGUAACUCCCAUGAAGUUAUCACAACUUCAUACACAAUUCAUGGUCUUAAGUCCAUGGCUAUGUACUGGGUAAGAGUAGUGGCAUCAAAUGAAGGUGGAGAUAGUGAACCACAAAACCUGGACAACUACAUCAUUGCCAUGCCCCCACCAGUCAAACCAAAAUUCACUGAUCGAAAAAUGAAGAGCUUUAUGGUGGUGAGAACUGGACAUUCUGUUCGGGUCAACAUUCAGUUUGAGGGUUCCCCAAUGCCCACAAUAAACUGGCUCAAAGACGGAAUGCCUCCAUUUAAACAUGUGACUAUAAGCAACACAGAAGGUACAUCUCAGCUCUUAAUUCCAUCUGCGGAGCGCUCUGAUACUGGAGUUUACACCAUUAUAAUCAAGAACAUGGUGGGCCAAGAGACCUUUAGUACUGAGAUUAGGGUCACAGAUGACCCAAAGUCUCCUGGGCCAGUGGAGCUGGAGGAAAAUGUUCCUGGCACAUUAACAGUCUGUUGGAGCCCCUCUCCUGAUGAGAAACGAGAUGACCGUCUGCACUACAUGGUGACCAAACGUGACUCAGUCAAGCAGACCUGGCACACAGUGGCUGACCGAGUGUUCAACAACAGCUUCACAGCUGUCAACAUCAUGCCAGGAAGAGAAUAUAACUUCCGAGUGUAUGCCAAAAAUGACAUUGGGCUCUCUGAACCUUCUGAGUCCCCAACAUGGGGGCGUGAGAGUAAGAAAGAAAAGUUCACCCUCAGUAUGCCUGAACCCAAGGCCUUUAACCUUGAGUCACCACCUACUUUUACAGUCCCAAUGAAAACACAUACUAGUCCAGAGAAGUAUGAAUGUCAUAUGAGUUGUGCUGUGAGAGGCAAUCCCACCCCCUAUGUGACCUGGUACCGCAACAACAUCAGUAUCAACACAAACACCAACUACUACAUCACCAACACAUGUGGUGUCUGUUCUUUAAAAAUACUAAGAGUGGGGACUAAAGACAAUGGAGAGUACAAAGCGAUUGCAGAAAAUUCUUUAGGUCGUGCUGAGUGCACCACUCAACUCAAAAUCAGAGGGUUGAAAACAUUUAUGACAUAG
Molecule: messenger RNA, 4239 nt
Organism: Tachysurus vachellii
Lineage: Eukaryota; Metazoa; Chordata; Actinopteri; Siluriformes; Bagridae
Gene: igfn1.3
Product: immunoglobulin like and fibronectin type III domain containing 1, tandem duplicate 3
Exons: 22
Coding region: 1-4239 (1412 amino acids)
Molecular function (GO): protein binding
Source: RefSeq, a predicted model, not a curated record